UUCCCUUUGUCAGAGAACUCACUUCCGUUUUCAUGUUUGGUCCAGGUCUCUGGGAUUUACUGUCUAUUCAGAUUUUGACCUAUCUGGCGCUUUGUGAAACAUCAGUACUGGUUUAGUGUUUUGGCGAGGGAGCUAGUGAAAGGUCCUCCGUUUCAACCUGCCUACACCCUGAGUCUUUUAUUCUGUUGAGUCCCUGAAAAACACGACUGUUUACCUAGCUAGCUGGCUAGCAUCAGCCAGCUGACUUCAAUCACCUAGCAUGUUUCGGUUCUUGAAUGACGUUGAUGACGACCCCUACAUGAUCUUACCUUCACCCAUGGAUCCAUUUGCCGCUCACAGGCAGCAGAUGAGGAGUCUGUUUGGACCAUUUGGCAUGGAACCGUUUCCUCUUGCUCCCCAGAUGCAGCCACACCGCGCUCCACGCAGACAGGCUGGCGCUUUGACUCCCUUUGGGAUGAUGGGAAUGGGAGGAGGGUUCAUGGAUAUGUUUGGCAUGAUGGGAGAAAUGAUGGGAAACAUGGAGAGAAUGUCCGGUUCACCAAACUGUCAGACCUUUUCCUCUUCAACAGUCAUCUCCUAUUCCUCUUCAGACAUAGGGGCUCCUAAAGUUUAUCAGCAGACCAGUGAAACAAGAAGAGGCCCUGGAGGGAUCCGUGAGACUCGGCAGUCCAUGAGGGACAGCGAGAGCGGCCUGGAGCGUCUCGCCAUCGGCCACCACAUCGGGGAGCGUGCGCACAUAAUGGAGCGUUCACGAAAUCGCCGCACCGGAGACCGCGAGGAACGACAAGACUUCAUCAACCUCGAUGAGACCGAUGCUGCAGCGUUUGACGAGGAGUGGCGGACUCAGGCGGGAAGAUACGCUGCCCCAAAUGCCCGUGGAAUUGAAUACGGCCGAGAUCGACGCGCAGGAGGCCAACAGCUUGCUCUCACUGCCCCUCCCAGCUCAACGCCCCCUCCAGGUCAUCGACUCGAGUCACCUAGACACCGUCAACCCCAAACCCGCCCACGUUACGACUGGUGAGACGAUGUCCAACUUGACGAGGCGACCAGAUGGAAGGAGUUGAGGGAAGAUUUCCCCGAUGCUGUGAACCACGCUGAAGACGGAGGUUGAUGCUCGUCGCAACUGCCCGUCGUAAAUGUUUGAUAUGACUGGACUGUCUAUACAUGAGCAACAUAUUAUACACACACACACACAAAACAAAACCUCACACACUUGAUAGUCGCAUUUACAGUUCAGCUUCUAUACUGUUACACACACACACACACACACACACACACACACACACACACACAUCCUUGUGUAAACAGGAAUAAUUACACUCACUUUAUAUAUAAAUACUCAUUCUUAAAACUUGACAUUUGUCUUUGCCCACUGCACUAAAGUGCGACAGUAUACAGUACAUCUGCUGUACAGUCCAUUAUGUUAUGUUUGUGAAGACACUAGUGUGUCUGUGAAUUGAAUUGUAUACUGUUAACUAAUUAACUGAGUUCAUUAAACAUUGUUAGAUAAUUGCAAAA
Mugil cephalus (flathead mullet) is the source of this 1518-nucleotide messenger RNA. RefSeq names its product myeloid leukemia factor 2 (gene mlf2). The transcript has 9 exons. Lineage: Eukaryota; Metazoa; Chordata; Actinopteri; Mugiliformes; Mugilidae. The coding region runs from base 260 to 1021 and encodes 253 amino acids. Gene Ontology annotation, cellular component: cytoplasm; nucleus. The record is from RefSeq and is a predicted model, not a curated record. Gene Ontology annotation, biological process: regulation of DNA-templated transcription.